AUGACGUGCCCAUUUAAUGGAACGCGAGUCGCAUUCAUGGAAAUGACGGAUGAAGAAGCACAAUCUGGCGUUAAUAAAGUGGAGCUCAGCCAAGGAGUAACGUACGGAGAAUAUUUGCAGCUGCAUAAGCUAUUAGACUGUCAGAAACUGCAAUCAGAAGAACAAGGUGAUCGAGUUGACGACGAACAUCUAUUCAUCAUUAUUCACCAGUCCUACGAGCUCUGGUUCAAGCAGAUCAUCUUUGACAUCGACAUCGUGCGGCUUCUACUUAACAAUACAGUUGUCGACGAAACAAAAACCUUACGAAUUGUAUCGGGGCUGGAUCGAACCGUGCGAAUUCUAAAAUUACUUGUCGAUCAGAUUACAAUUCUUGACACGAUGAGUCCACUGGAUUUUGUGGAUUUUAGGAAAUAUCUCACACCAGCGUCAGGAUUUCAAUCGUUACAGUUCAGGCUAUUAGAGAACAAGAUGGGAGUCCGACCAGACAGACGAAUUAGGUACAACGCGCAACACUACAAAAAUGUGUUUCUUAACAAGGACGAGCUGAUGGCGCUUGAGAACAGUGAGAAUGAACCAUCACUUCUGAUGCUGAUUCAGAAUUGGUUGGAGAGAACACCUGGUUUGAAGCAGGCAACAGUGGAUGGUGAAGAAGAAGAGGGUUUCUGGCCAAAAUACGAAAGAGCAGUGGCAAGAUAUCUUAGCGAUCUCUAUGAUGAGGCUACGAAAGAAGGGCUACCACCAAACGUUCGUGAUCAGCUUGUAGCGGAAUAUUACAAGACCAAGGACUCUUUUGCAACAAUUCUUGACUCAAAACAACAUGCACAACAGAUUCUCAACGGCUCACGUUUGUUAUCACAUGAUGCUAUGAAAGGAGCGUUGAUGAUUUAUUUCUAUCGAGAUAUGCCUCGUUUCUCUCAGCCAUAUCAAAUUCUCACCUAUCUUAUGGAUAUUGAUAGCUUAUUCACUAAAUGGAGAUAUAAUCAUGUCAUUCUUGUUCAACGUAUGCUUGGUUGCAAACAAGGAACUGGUGGCAGUUCUGGAUAUAUGUAUUUGAGAAGUACUGUUAGCGACAAAUAUAAGGUAUUUCUGGAUCUGUUCAAUUUGUCGACAUGGCUUAUUCCUCGUGAGUAUAUUCCAUCGCUAAGUCCACGAAUGGUGAAGACACUGUCCGAACACUCGAAUCUGAGUGGUGCGAUGAUGUCAUCGGAAAGUGAAUGA
This is a messenger RNA of Angiostrongylus costaricensis, 1218 nucleotides long. NCBI's taxonomy places the organism in Eukaryota, Metazoa, Nematoda, Chromadorea, Rhabditida, Metastrongylidae. The record is from the annotation of a GenBank genome assembly.